Molecule: messenger RNA, 1541 nt
Organism: Neohortaea acidophila
Lineage: Eukaryota; Fungi; Ascomycota; Dothideomycetes; Mycosphaerellales; Teratosphaeriaceae
Product: glycosyl hydrolase
Exons: 2
Coding region: 39-1454 (471 amino acids)
Biological process (GO): carbohydrate metabolic process
Molecular function (GO): hydrolase activity, hydrolyzing O-glycosyl compounds
Source: RefSeq, a predicted model, not a curated record
ACAGUAUUCAUCCAAGCCACAUUGUAAAGACGGCAGCAAUGAGAUUCACAAGCACAGCCUUGGGGGUGUUCUCCCUUCUUGGCUUCUCUCUGCCGAGUGUUUACGCCGCCAAUGCAACAUUCUUCCCACUGAUGAACAUGACCGACUCCGCCGGUGACCUCAUCCAAGCCCACGGAGGCUGUAUCAUCCAGGCCGGCAACGGUGGCGGCGACUGGUACUGGUUUGGAACAGAUCGGACCGGACAAGCGGCCGACGCUCACUUCGAAGCGGUGAAUUGCUACAAGUCAGCGGAUUUCUCAACUUGGGACUUCGUGGGCCCCGUCCUAACGCCGAUCCCCAAUACAAACAUCUCGAACUCGUCGGUUCUGCAGCGGCCAAAAGUCUUGUACAACGACAAGAACUCCGAGUACGUCAUGUGGUGGCACGCGGACAACGCCGACUACAGCGAGGCUGCUGUUGGCGUGGCUACAAGCAAGACGAUCGAUGGGAAAUACGAAUGGAAAGGCAAUUUCCAGCCGUUCGGAAACCAGAGCCGCGAUAUGACGGUCUGGAAAGAUCCUGAUACUCAAGUGGCGUACCUCAUCUACGCUACGAACAACAAUGCCGAUUUGUCGAUUGCCCGCCUUACUGACGAUUAUCUCAACGUCUCCAAGACGCUGUAUACGUUCCACGGAGUGUAUGAGGAAGCUCCGGGUGUGUUCAAGAUUGAUGGGAAAUUCUACCUUGUCGAGAGCCCUCAGAACGGAUGGACUCCCACGAACAACGCGUACUACGUCGCGUCCUCGAUGUCGGGCCCCUGGUCGAAAUCGACUCUUCUCGCUCCCGACACCGCAUAUACAUAUCUCACCCAGAACACAUACGACAUUGUCAUCAAUGGCACCUCCCAGCAAUUCUAUCUUUAUCUCGGUGACCACUGGAAUGGAAACCAGCUCGCGACAUCUUCCUACGCUUUCUACCCCGUGAUACACAAAGGGAACAGCCUGUCCAUCCACUACACUGGUGGAUGGACUCUCGAUGCCGCCACAGGAGUGUGGACCGAUCUGCCUUAUGAACUAAUCACCGCGAAGAUGUCGACAACCUCAAGGAAAACUCUGGUAGCUUGCGGCGAUGGUUGCGCCGGAGGCAAGGCGGCCAACAUGACCAGCUCCACCAAUUUCUCAUUCACUUGGAACGGAUCCGCGGGUGCCAAAGUGCUGCAGAUCGUGUACACGUAUCCUGGUCCGAAUAACGAUUUUCAACAGAUAGGUGUGACCGUUGACGGGAAAGCUGCUCCAGGGAACGCUCUCAUGGAGUCGACUCUCGGGACGAGCUUUGGGCAGAUGGCUCCGUUUCCGGUGACGCUGAAGAAAGGGAGCAAGGUGGUCUUGAACUUGUUAGAUUACGACGGAACGGCGUUCUUAGUCGAUGCCGUGAGAGUCUAUGAUAGCCCGACGGCGGCUCCACCGGGGUAUUAGGGGUUUGUGUGUCGACAAUAAACCGCGGGAUCGUUUUUCAGAUUAUCUAGAUAUAGCCCUUAGCUAAAUGUCCGAUCAGAUUCCCCG